CUAUGAUACGUUUUGUACAUAUAAUUUAUAUACUUUAAACCGCCACAGCUGUCCGUCGAGAGCGGUCCGUGCACGCGAGUCUGUCGGCUUGCCAAAUUUUUCAAGCGCGCUUGCGAGCCAGAAAAAAAUUUUUACAACGAUCGAAGUGGUCGAUUGACGAUUGCGAUACAAAAUUUUACGGCAAUAAAUAACAUAAAUCGUGAUUGUAACGGUAACGCAUUCAUCAUAUUAUUACAAUAAGGUACCUAUUGCAUUUUGUCGUUUUUCACAUUUCUGAUUAUACUUGCGCGCGCAUUUCAAUAGACAUUAAUAGUUAUAAAUAUUGUUUGCGAAAUCGUCACCGCAGAAAAUUGACGGGAAAAUUGCGCGGGGAUUUCGAAUUCAGUGCGUCGUCGUCCGCUGUCGGGAUUUGCUCGGAACCGCUUUCGUUAAGUUUUAUUACGCGCCAGCCGAAGAUCGCCGCGACUGUAUAUCCUCUCGAUCGCCAAAUAUAAUACAGACAGUAGUUUUGCGAUGGAUUUUUCUAACAAAAUUGGAAAUGACAGUACACCACUUUCUGACGAAGUCUUAGAAGUUCUCGAGUCUCAAUUUAAUAAAGUCAAAACGCUUCAUUCUACCGAUUUAGAGAUUAUUGCAGCUGAGCUGGGUGUCAGAGAUUAUGAUGUUAAGAUGUGGUAUACAAAUCGUUUGGCGGCAUGGAGAAGGAGCCAAGGACUUUCAGAUUGUUUUGGGCAACUGUGAAUUUAAAAACACACCAAAUAUAAAUUAUAAUUACUAUAUUGUUUAAGUCGAAGUUUGUUAUGCAUAUAUAUGAUAUAUUAUAAUAGUGAUUUUACGAUUUAUAUUAUGAAAUUCGGUAAAGUUAC
Rhopalosiphum maidis (corn leaf aphid) is the source of this 866-nucleotide messenger RNA. Its product is annotated as homeodomain-only protein-like. The record is from RefSeq and is a predicted model, not a curated record. The transcript has 3 exons. NCBI's taxonomy places the organism in Eukaryota, Metazoa, Arthropoda, Insecta, Hemiptera, Aphididae. Gene Ontology annotation, molecular function: DNA binding. Bases 514 to 741 code for a protein of 75 amino acids.